AUGGCCACGGCAUCAAUACUGUUCUCUCAAGGUAUCAUGACUUCUCUGUCCUUAGCGAGACCAGCCACUAAUACUGCCCCCAUAGCUACGAUGGCGCCAUCCGCUGCAACAGCUUCCACAGUGAACUCCGUUCACGAGUGGCGAGCCUCUGCUUCACGCCCCGUGUCUUCUCUGUCUGCGAUGGCCAAUGCUGUCACACAAUUCCUCUUUAGUCAAGCGCAGCUCCCCACUUCACAGUCGUACUACGGUGCUUUUUUUGCUGGCAUUCUGACCGGCAUGACGGGUGCAUCUGCUCUCUACGCCUACCUCAACCGCAACAAAUGUGACCGCGCCAAAGGCCAGCUCGCGAUCUACCACAUUAUUCAUUUCUUCCAGCACCGCCCGGACUUCGAGGCACUGCUGCAAGACCCCCAAGAGCUGCUGAAGCAGAUGGAGCCUGAGGUGAUGCGUAUGGUUGAUAAGCAUCUUACCAAGAACGAGGCAGACGAGGUGAUCAAGGAGCUCAAGCGCACGUGUGAAGGCUACACGGGUGGAGAGCAUUCACACAAGCGCUUUCGGGAGAACAAGCACGAUACGGCGAAGGACCGCAAAGGACCGCACCUCACUGCUGCUUACUCUCAGUCUCCGUAUUCUCAAUCUCCGUACUCUCAAUCUCCGUACUCUCAGUCUCUGCGUGGCUUCCUUCCUGAACCUGACCAGCCCAACAUCGACGAUGAACGUACUCCGAAGCCUAGACUCACCUCUGCGAUCAAGGCACGUAUCUCCUUCGGCACAGAAGUCCCCCGCAGCGACUCCCCUAUGCAGGAUGCCGACCACGUCAACCGAGACUUGCUCACCUCACAGAGGCAGCUUCGCUUUGAGCUUGAGCGGUACCGCGUUGUGAUGGACGUCGACAAAGUCAGCUCGCCUCUACUACACGGACCGCAGCAUCUCUUUGCGACGCCUUGUUCUUUCGCUCAACGCUCCGCCGCGCAUCCACCCGAGUCGAACAUCCUUGUCGGACAUGCGUCUACACCCACACCAGCGCUGCCCAAGGAGGAUGACGGCUACGAGUCGGGCUGCGAGGACGACACCAUCACUGUUCGUAACGAGCUUGUCACUCUCGCCGUCACCGAAGCGCCCAGACUGUCCGCUAAGGCGAAGGGCAAACGGCCCAUGAAGUCUCUGAAGGACAAGCAGCACGUGAAGCCUCCACACCCACCUCAGCUCGGGAGCUUCGGACUUGACUACACUAACAAAGACCUCUACACAUCUGAUUCCUCCUCCUCAUCCGAUGGAGAUGAGCAUGACUACACUGCGCCCAGCUGGAUCGCAGAGGCAAUGGCUAAGACCAAGGCUGCUCCGUCAAAUGGUCGUCCCAUCGACACACCGCGUUUCAUGAAGCGCCAGCCUCUCCCAUCGCAUUCUACGACUGUAGUCCGCAAGCUUCACGGUGUGAAGUGCUCCGGAACCCCGCUAUCCCCAAUUGCGGGUUCUCCUCCCAACGUUGAGUCUGUCCAAGCUAUCGAGGACACACCAAUUGAGUCUGAAAACACCCUCCCGUUCGCGUACUGGUCCACUGGACCAGUCGUGACUUGCUCCGACUCCGAGAAUGAGACUCCAGACGACCCUCCUGCUGCACUUGUAACCACCACAGUUACCCCAAGCUCUCCAUCGGUGCCUACUUCACCAUUUGUAGCCACCAACCCUACACAAAAUGUCGAGAGUCUUGAGCCUGCCGGCGAGGCUGGAGGUACCCAGCACAUUAACGAGUGCUCGCUCUCGCACGACCAGGAGCAGUUCCCUCCCUCCCCACCUUCCAAGAAGCGCAAAUCGCUCUCUCCUUCGCUUGAUGGCACACCAAACGGCUACCCCUCGCCGAAGCGCGCACGCAGCUCUCCACUGCAUGACAUCGCCGCUUCCGUCUCGAGCGGCAAGGGUUCGCCUGAGCAGCAGCCCUCGCCGGGGCGCAAGUCCAAGACCCCUUCGCCUGUGCGUGCUCUUGCGGCUCAGCCGAAGUUGCCAGAGACGCCCAAGGCGCAGAAGGUGAAGAAGGGCAGCGUUGCAAAGACGCCUGGUACCCGCAAGACGGCGCGCCAGACUGCCUACAAUGGCACCUACCCAAAGUAG
Macroventuria anomochaeta is the source of this 2109-nucleotide messenger RNA. RefSeq lists its product as uncharacterized. The transcript has a single exon. The record is from RefSeq and is a predicted model, not a curated record. NCBI's taxonomy places the organism in Eukaryota, Fungi, Ascomycota, Dothideomycetes, Pleosporales, Didymellaceae. Bases 1 to 2109 code for a protein of 702 amino acids.